AUGGGCCCAUACGUGCCUAAUACGCUCAAAUUAGCCAGGGACCAUGCAUCAACCGUUUUGAUGUUGCACUAUGGAGGAUUGUUCAGCCAUACUGCGCACAUUAGUUUGGGUUGCCUGCACGAAGAAAUGGCAGCCAAGCAGGGAAAACGACAUACAGAAUUGUAUGCGACCAAUACUGACGAGGCAGCAAUUAUUGAGAACGCCAACAGUGAGGAGCUGAUGCAGCGCUACUACAUCGAUGGGGAACUCUUGUAA
Molecule: messenger RNA, 255 nt
Organism: Eimeria maxima
Lineage: Eukaryota; Apicomplexa; Conoidasida; Eucoccidiorida; Eimeriidae
Exons: 3
Coding region: 1-255 (84 amino acids)
Source: RefSeq, a predicted model, not a curated record